Messenger RNA from Frankliniella occidentalis (western flower thrips), 2089 nucleotides. It is a transcript of the gene PIG-B, whose product is annotated as GPI mannosyltransferase 3. The transcript is spliced from 10 exons. Bases 305 to 1858 code for a protein of 517 amino acids. The record is from RefSeq and is a predicted model, not a curated record. Gene Ontology annotation, biological process: GPI anchor biosynthetic process. Gene Ontology annotation, cellular component: endoplasmic reticulum membrane. Lineage: Eukaryota; Metazoa; Arthropoda; Insecta; Thysanoptera; Thripidae. Gene Ontology annotation, molecular function: alpha-1,2-mannosyltransferase activity.
CCGCCACUCAACAGAGAGCGGUUACGCCCCGGCGCGCUACCCCGCUACGCCGCGCCACGUCUCUGAACACAACAAGGGCCAGACGAAGCCCUGCAAGAGCGUCACUGAUGCUGGGUAGCGCCCUAGCCAGCCCUAGUAGCACACUGCCCUCGCAGGGCAUACCUUCGUGGCUCUCCGGUGGCCCCCCAGCGCACUGGUUAAUCGCAUUGGCUUAAGCUGACUGAAGAAACUGGCACUAGUUUCAAUUAGAUCCAUUAGAUCUUCGAAAUUCAUCACCUCGGAAACGGGGGAAGCUCGCUCAGACAUGGCAAAGGAUUUCCCCUUGUUUGCUACACUGCGAAUUCUUUCGGUGAUAAUUGUGCAAACUGCAUACGUUCCCGAUGAAUAUUGGCAAAGUUUAGAGGUUGCUCACAAAUUAUCGUUUGGUUAUGGCUAUCUAACGUGGGAAUGGCAAGAGGGCAUUCGAAGUUACGUGUAUCCCCUUGUCCUUACAGGAUUGUACAAGUUCCUGUCAAUUCUGGGCUUGGACAACGUCAAUAUUCUUGUCAUCACUCCUCGCAUCCUUCAAGCGCUUCUGACAGCAUAUGCAGAUGUUUCCAUUUUGGCUUGGAUACGAAAUCCUGCAUAUGGUCGUUCGCCUUGGGCUAAAAUUACAAUUGUAACUUCAUGGUACUUAUUCUAUGUUGGCUCAAGAACUCUUUACAACACUAUUGAGGCUGAUCUCAUUGGGAUUGCAUUGGCUCAAUAUCCCUGGCCAAAUUCUAAAACUUCAGGAAGCAGCAAAUACUUGGUAUGGGGUGGUUUGGCUUGUAUCAUCAGGCCAACUGCUGCAGUUAUAUUACUGCCCCUCUUUGUUUACCAAAUUGUCACCAGUGAAGAAAGAUUGAGAGUUAUCCUAAAAAGUGUCAUCAUUGGAUCCUUUGCUGCUGCUUUAGUAUAUUCUGUGGACACAUAUGCCUCUGAUAGGUCUACUUUCAGUCCUCUAAAUUUCUUUACAGCAAAUAUUUUGCGAAAUGUUGGUAGCUUUUACGGUGAACAUCCAGGAGUGUGGUAUUUAACGAAUGGCAUACCUAUGCUGCUGGGCAUUCAGAUUUUACCAUUUUUGUUUGAAAUUUAUAACAUUGUGAGAGGUCCCAACCGGCAACCAUAUGAUGUUCUCAUGAUGGUUGUAUUUUGGUCCACAGUUUUCAUUUUCAGUUUCCAGCCCCACAAAGAAACAAGAUUUCUCCUUCCUCUAUUGCCCAUUGCAUUGUUUUGGUCUGCUGGUGGUUUGAGUCGAUUUGAGAGAAGUUCAGUAAAACAAACUUGGGGAAGAGCUCAAACAUUUGUGAACCAACUUUCUCGGUUUCUUCCUUGGAUUCUUUUGAUCUCAGCAUCUAUCCCUGCUUUGUAUUUUGGCCUAGUACAUCAGCGAGGUACAUUAGAUGUCAUGCCUUGGCUUUCAAAUCGUGCCAAAACAUGCCCUGAUCAAACAAGGAUACUUUUCCUCAUGCCUUGUCACUCAACACCAUUGUACAGCCAUUUGCAUGUCAAUGUUCCCACACGUUUCCUCACAUGUGUACCUGAUUUACAAACUGUACCUGACCCUGGAUAUGUUGAUGAAGCGGAUUUAUUUUAUGCUGAUCAUGUGGCAUGGCUUGCGAAAGAGUUCCCAGAGACCAAACCAGACCUCUUGUAUUCACACAUUGUCCAUUUUGAUGUGUUGCAAACAAAGCUGGAUCCAUUUCUGAAAUGGGGGAAAUACUCAGAAGCUGCCUCCUUUUUCCACUCUCAUUUUCCCUCAGAGAGAGUUGGCAGUAGAGUUGUCGUGCAGGAACGAGCAGCAUCUUUGACAGGCUGCUCUAUUGGAACAGCGUAGUGGUAAAUAUAUUUUAAGACUGACAGAUUUAAGGAAUAUUAUGCAUAAUGGGACCAUAUGUUUGUUAUUGUGAGUAAGUUUUGCCAUUUGAACAUGUUUUCUUGUUGUUUUUAUUUUACUAAUGACAAGUUAGAUCUCCAGUAAGUUGUUAAUGCUAUGUUUGAUGUGAACUUUAAUUUAUCUAUUUUGGGAUUGAUUGUUUGGUAUGAAUAAAUAUCUUUUGUUUUAAAA